Prunus avium (sweet cherry) is the source of this 4200-nucleotide messenger RNA. Its product is annotated as putative disease resistance protein At1g50180. NCBI's taxonomy places the organism in Eukaryota, Viridiplantae, Streptophyta, Magnoliopsida, Rosales, Rosaceae. Gene Ontology annotation, molecular function: ADP binding. Gene Ontology annotation, biological process: defense response to other organism. The record is from RefSeq and is a predicted model, not a curated record.
UAGUUAUGUCUUGUAUUCAAAUUGACUACCAAAUCUAUUAGCUAGCUUCGAACCAACCAAGGUACAUACACAGCUCCAGGGUUCAACUACAACACGCUUCAUUUCUGGAAAAGAGAAAAGAAACUUGUUCUGAGUUGUUUUUGUUUUGGCACGGAGAGAGAAGUAUGGCUGAGGCUGUUGUUUCCUCGGUGGUCCAAAGCCUGGGAGGAUUUAUCAUUCAGGAAGGGAAAUUCUUGUGUGGAAUCAGCGAUCAAGUGAAGUAUGCACAAACCCAACUGCAGUUGAUGCGGGGCUUCCUGAAAGAUGCAGAUGCAAGACAACAAGACGAGGAAAUAGUACGCAUUUGGGUUGCAGAAAUUCGAGAUGCUGCUUAUGAAUUGGAGGAUGUCAUUGAAACUUUCGCUUUCAAAGUGGCUUCCAAGAGUAAAAAAGGUAUUAAGAGUGUUCUCAAAAGGUUUGGUUGCAUCUUGAUUGAAGGAGUUCGUCUUCAAAUGAUCGGUUCAGAAAUUGGGAACAUUACGACCAAAAUUUCUAAUUUGAGGUUGAGUUUGCAAAAUUAUAACGUGAGGGAAAUAAGGGACAGUGGAGGUGCUACUUCCUUUGAAUUGCAUGAAAAGCAACAACUGAGGCGAACUUAUUCUCAUGUUAUUGAUAGUGAUGUGGUUGGGUUGGAGGGCAGCAUAAAGGAAUUGGUCAUGCAUUUGGUGAAAGAUGAACACCGCCACCGAGUUAUUUCUAUUUGGGGUAUGGGUGGCUUAGGAAAGACCACUCUUGCGAAACAAGUUUAUCAUCAUAAUGAAGUUAGACACCAUUUUGCUUGUUUUGCUUGGGUGUGUAUAACUCAAAGAUGUCAAGUCAGAGAUGUUUGGGAAAGAAUUUUAAUUAAUCUUACAUCUGCCACAAAUGAGGAAAGAGAAGAAAUUGCAAAAUUGAAGGAUGAUGAAAUAGCCAAGAAGCUUUAUGUCGUCCAAAAAGAAAGGAGAUGUUUGGUGGUCAUUGAUGACAUUUGGACUAUUGAGACGUGGAACUCCCUAAAAGCUGGAUUUCCAUAUAAGGAAAAGUGGAGCAGAAUUUUACUCACUACUCGUAACAAAGAAGUAGCUUCUCGUGCAGAUAGGAAUGGUUUCCUCUACCAACCUCAACCACUAAAUGAUGAUGAAAGUUGGGAACUGUUAGAGAAGAUAGCAAUCUUUGGAAAGGACAUUGAUUCCGUAAUUCAUGGCAAGAUGAAAGAACUAGGAAGGAAGAUGCUUAAUCACUGUGCAGGUCUGCCAUUAGCAAUCAGAGUGCUGGCAGGACUUCUAGCUAGAAUGGAUACAAUCAAUGAGUGGGAUAUGGUGCUUAAUAAUGUUGAUGUAUGUAUAAGGAAAGGCAAAUUCCAUGAGCAAGAAUAUGCAAGUUCAUCGUGGGUGUUGGCAUUGAGUUAUGAUUCCUUACCGUAUCACUUAAAACUAUGCUUUCUAUAUUUAGGUCAUUUUCCUGAGGAUUUUGAGAUACCGGUGAAAAGAUUGACUCAAUUAUGGAUGGCAGAAGGACUUAUAUUUUCGGAAGAGCAAAAGAGAAGUUCAAUGGAGGAUGUAUCAUACAAUUGCUUAAAUGAGUUGGUGGAAAGAUGUAUGGUUGAAGUUGGAAAACAAGGUUCAGUUAGAAAGAUUAAAACUUGUCGUCUCCAUGAUCUUAUGCGACAUUUGUGCUUGUUAAAGGCAGAAGAGGAGAAAUUUCUCCGAAUUGUCAAUUCUUGGCAUGGAAAUAAGGCAAUGGUAAACAAAGAAACACCAAUAAGUAAAGCUCGAAGACUUGCUAUCUAUUUCGACAAGCAUUCUGAUAAAGUUUUUCCACCGAAUGAUGAAAGUGAUGGCCAUCUUAGGUCUCUUCUGUACUUUGUCCCGGGACCUGGGAUGUCAAUAAAUAAAAAGCUAAUAAGAUCACUUUUCAAGGAUUUCAAAUUGCUUAGAGUUUUGAAGUUUGAGCAUAUGACUAGAAAAGUAAAGUUGCCGAAUGAAAUUGGGAACCUGGUUCACUUAAGAUUUUUGAGUUUGAAGGGUAGUAAUAUAAAACAGUUGCCAUCAUCCAUUGCUAACUUGAUAUGUUUGCAAACUCUAGAUUUACGUUUUCCUGGUUUGUCAAUAAUCCCCAAUGUGAUAUGCAAGAUGGAACAACUGAGGCAUUUAUAUUUACCCCGUUAUUUCAGGGUAAGUGAUAAAUUGCACCUCACAACACUUUGCAAUUUGCAGACGUUAGUGAAUGCUUCAUGUCGGGAUUGUGAUUCAAAUCAUCUUGCUCAGUUUACCAAUCUCAGAAAAUUGUGUGUAGUUGUCCCAGGACGGUUGAAAAGGCUGGAGGAAAUGUUCACAUCUACAAGUAUCACAUUUGACCAUCUUAGGUCUCUAUCUGUAGUCAACUUACAGAGAUAUGUGGAAGUUAUAGCAAGGAUAGUAAUAAGCUGUCGUUAUAUAUACAAGCUACAUCUGGAAGGGCCAACCAUAGAAUUACCAAAUGACCUUCUGCACUAUCCAAACCUCACUAAGUUAUCGUUGGCUGCAACUUUUCUCAAGGAUGACCAGAUGGCAAUACUGGAGAAGCUUCCCAACUUAAAAAAUCUUCAUCUUGGACCAGGUACUUUUGAGGAGAACACUACAACACUGGUUUUCUCCAGAGGAGGCUUUUCUCAUCUUGAAUUUCUUUAUCUUGGUGGGAUGCUUGAAAUAGAGGAAUGGAGAGUGGAGGAAGGAGCCAUGCCUAAUCUCGCUCGAUUGCUGAUUGCACACUGUGAACAAUUAACAGCACUUCCAGAUGGGCUAAAAUAUAUUACUACCCUCAAGAAACUAGUCAUCAAGGCGAUGCCUGGGACAUUUUAUAGUAGACUUCAAGAAGGAGGAGAGGAUUUCUACAAAAUCCAACAUGUACCUUCCCUUGUACUGGGGGGAACACUUGAGGAGUUUUUGUCAUCACUAGAAAAAGUAAUCCACUGAAGGACUGUUCAUGGAUUUCAAUUAUGAUUUUAUCAUGGUUUGAAGAAGUUGAAGGGUUUCUUGAGGAUGCUAAACAUGCACUGCUUGGUGCACUGGAAAAAGAAGUAUGUACAGAAUCUCUUUGAGGUACUUCGAGUUCCCGGUCUGAAAAUUGAAAGGAAACAGAAUCGACUUCAAGUGUCUGCUACUUGGAGAGGCCUUGCCUUGAUUGGAAGGUCUGGUUCUUGUGCUUUUAUUCUGUGAAGUUGGUCAUUUCUUCAUCAUGGUAGUGCAAGAAACACAGAGGACUUCUUAUGCCUACUUCGUUUCUGCUUAAUGCUUUAGUCAUGGCUUUUAUAUCUAAAAGUUGCCGGAAAAUUGCUUAUGUGUAUAAUGAAAGUUCUUUAUAGUCUGAUUGAAUCGAAACUAACGGAAGUAUUCUUGAUCAUGAAAGUCCCAGCCAUCUGCAUUAGCCUUUAUUGAAAUGAUGUCUACAAUAAUUUUUCCUAUGGCACAUCCUUUGGCCCUUGCAAAUGUGCCAAUUUGAAAGGUAGACUUGAUCGAACUUGUCUCAUGGUUCAUUAACUCUUAAGCGAGUUGCAGACAAGAGGGAGCUAAUGAAAUAAUGUCGUUCCCAGUUGAACUUGUUAAAGUUUGUAAUGAUAAUUACCCCACAUUGUUUAUCUGUGACCCUUUGAGGUCUAAGCUCAGGGCAUUUUGCAUCUAAGGUCACCAAUUGUUUCAGAAUCCUUUUCUUGGAAGCUAUUGGGCAUACAGUAUUGUUUACUGGGCUACCGCGUGUAUUGAAUUAUUCCUUCUCCAUACUUUUAAAUGAUAAUGACUAUCAUGAGGUAGUGAGCUAUACUGGUAAUGAUUGUGAAGAAAGAAUCCAAGACAGUAACAUUAUUCAGCUUCUGCUGGUAAUUGAUUUGAUUUGUAUUCUUUUAGGUAUGAGACGGGAUGUUAAUGUUUUGAUCUAUCUCGAUGUCAGAAAAGCUUUAGAAGAGGGAAUGAAGCUUUACAUUUCAGAGAACAAGGUAAUCUUGACUGAAGGUUUUGAUGGUGUUGUGCCAGUCAAGUACUUCGAGCAAAUAGAAUCGUGGCCCGAUAGAAAGCCGAUACCUUUCUGAACCUGCAUCAGUUGGGGCGCAAUCAUUCCAUUUCUCCUUUUCGUUUUGACCCGUUGGCUGGCUACCUCAGCUUUAAUGAGAUGUAACAGUUCUCCCUUUUUGUAACACAUGUUAAGCUG